CGGAGAACGAAUAUGUUCUGUGUAGACUGAGGUCUAGUUGAUCCGACGCUCCCCUCGGUCAUGAAGCCUACAGACCAAUCAAAUUAGAUUUCACUUCAAGGCUGUGAUGCAGCCAGCGCGCUCCGAGCCCUGCAACUCCUGCUGUAGUAUACUGUGGGACGCUCCGCAGCUAGCCCCACGGUACGCUUAUCCCGUUCCUUCCCGUUGCUUUUACGCGCUUGACGUCUGAAGAUAGAAAUCCAGUGGCCCUUUCUCGCCGCACGCAUCAUCCAUCGAUGGAGGUAACACUCUGUCCGAGAGUCCUCCGCACCCUCGGCAAAGCUUCCUUUCUUCGUUGCUGAGGAUUCUAAGAGGAAAAAAACAUUUUCCUCGGUCAAUUUCAAACAAAAUGUGGGACAAACAUCCAAUAAUUCAGCGCAGCGUCCACGGAGUGCUUGGGAUAGUGGCUGCCUGACUACUGUGGAUCUCGGAGCUUUCUCUCUUUUCCCCAUUGGAAAAAGAAGAGUUUGCAUGCAAAGGGUGGUUUAUUUCUGCAAGCCAUGGAGGGACUUAUCUAAGGAGGAUCCAACAUAAUUAAGUUAUUUAAGCAUUUUUCUAUUUUCUUCUUUUAGUUUCAUUUCAAAUCUUCUUGGGGUGAGCUUUCCCCCACCCUUCAGUUCUCCAUCACACUAUGGCUGAGAAGGUUGGACCAGGAGGCCCCAAGCCCAUCACCCCACGGACCACCCCUUCCCUUCCCCCAGAGCCCAUCGAUAUCAUCCGCACGAAAGCCCACUCGCGAAGGGUCCGUAUCAACGUGGGGGGGUUGAACCACGAAGUGCUGUGGCGGACCCUGGACCGGCUCCCCAGGACACGCCUUGGCAAGCUCCGGGACUGCAACACCCACGAGUCCCUGAUGGAAGUGUGCGACGACUACAGCCUGAACGAGAACGAGUACUUCUUCGACCGCCACCCCGGAGCCUUCACCUCCAUCCUCAACUUCUACCGCACGGGCAAGCUGCACAUGAUGGAGGAGAUGUGCGCGCUGUCGUUCGGCCAGGAGCUGGACUACUGGGGCAUCGACGAGAUCUACCUGGAGUCGUGCUGCCAGGCGCGCUACCACCAGAAGAAGGAGCAGAUGAACGAGGAGCUGAGGAGAGAAGCGGAGACGCUGAGGCAGAGGGAGGGAGAGACGGAGUUUGAUAACACCUGCUGCCCAGACAAGAGGAAGAAGCUGUGGGACCUCCUGGAGAAACCAGGCUCCUCCGUGGCUGCAAAGAUUCUGGCCAUCAUAUCUAUCCUGUUUAUAAUCCUGUCCACCAUCGCCCUGUCACUCAACACCUUACCUGAACUUCAGGUCAUUGACGAGUUCGGCCAGGCCAAUGACAACCCCCAGCUUGCCCACGUUGAGGCCGUGUGCAUCGCCUGGUUCACCAUGGAGUACCUCCUCCGCUUCCUCUCCUCCCCCAACAAGUGGAAGUUCUUCAAGGGGCCUCUGAAUGUCAUCGACCUCCUGGCCAUCCUCCCCUACUACGUCACCAUCUUCCUGACAGAGUCCAACAAGAGCGUGCUGCAGUUCCAGAACGUGCGGAGGGUGGUCCAGAUUUUCCGGAUCAUGAGAAUCCUGAGGAUUCUGAAGCUGGCCCGACAUUCCACAGGGCUCCAGUCUCUGGGCUUCACCCUCCGGAGGAGCUACAACGAGCUGGGCUUGCUCAUCCUCUUCCUGGCCAUGGGCAUCAUGAUCUUCUCCAGCCUGGUCUUCUUUGCUGAGAAGGACGAAGACGCCACCAAGUUCACCAGCAUCCCCGCCUCCUUCUGGUGGGCCACCAUCACCAUGACGACGGUCGGUUACGGCGACAUCUAUCCGCAGACUCUCCUAGGGAAGAUAGUGGGCGGUCUCUGCUGCAUCGCCGGUGUGCUGGUGAUCGCCCUGCCCAUCCCCAUCAUCGUCAACAACUUCUCCGAGUUCUACAAGGAGCAGAAGAGGCAGGAGAAGGCCAUCAAGAGGCGGGAGGCCCUGGAGAGGGCCAAGAGGAACGGCAGCAUCGUCUCCAUGAACAUGAAGGACGCCUUCGCCCGCAGCAUGGAGCUGAUGGAUGUGGUGGUGGAGAAGGGAGAGGACAAGUGCUCUCAGGACAACCACCUGACGCCUAGCCGCUGGGGAGGCACGCCCAAACGCGUCGCCUCCGACACCAGCCUCAGGUCACUGGACACCAGGAACCUUGACUCAGGCCUGAUGGCCUCCCCACACCGCAUAACCAUCACCACCACUGGCAGCCCUGAGCGUUUCCCCAGGAGCCCCCAGCACCGGAGAGGCAGCCCCCUGCCCUACAGAGGCAGCCCUCAGCACCUCAAUGCCCAGACACUGGAGCAGAUGUACAACCAGAUGAGCAAGUCUCAGUCCUUCACCAACCUCAACACCAGUUCCAUUAGCACCAUGAGCACCACACCGGCCCCCACCACGACAGAGAAACCCCCACAACACCAGCCCCAGUCCGAGCCUGCACCAACACAGGAAGUGGAGCUGGAAAUGAAGGAGGUCCCGCCUUCCUCGGAGCCUGCCCCGAAAGACAAGGUUGUCACGGAGAUCCGGAGCCUGUCGAGCAUGGACAGCUUCGCCAGCUGCACCGCUGAGCUCGGUGAAGGGGGCGACCACAGGCCCUCUGGAGCCCCUGGAGACGGCAACGCCCGACAUCCCAGGGUUCCUGCCUCUCUAGACCUGAGUCAGUUGACCCUCCCAGAGUCGACGGUAGAUGAGAGCUCUGAAGAAACCCCUGGCGCUGUACUGAAAGACGGCUUGUGCGAGUUUGUUCCCGUCAAGCCAGGUGCCGGGGCUCAGUCCCCAGAAGAGGAGAACCAGGAGGAUGGGGAGGGGAACUUUGACAGCUUUGUGGACAACAUCAGAAGCUCGUUGAGGGGCAACAAUCCCGUAAACACCACAAGGUUGAAGGUCAAUUUCACCGAGACUCCUGAGGAAGGUCCCCUCACCCCCCCCAGCACCACGUCACCUCAGGACAUCAGCUCCAGCCUUCUGGAGGACCAAACCCCCGAGGGAGAGACCUCACCGCUCAUCCCCAGCACAGACACCCCUGAGGAGGAGACCGGCCCCUUGUCCCCUCAGAGGCUGGUGGUGGACACCCCUCCAGGAGAUGAUGACCCCGUAGACCAGAGUUUGUUGGCAGAGAACCAUGAGGAGAAGAGCAUGAUGCAGGUGGCAGGUGGUGCUGUUGGUUCCUCGUCAGCACAAAACUGCACCCAGGGUGUGGUGGGAGCCGGUGGGGAGGGCAAAGCUGACAGCAACCAAAGUGGACACAAAGUAGAGAACCACAUGUUUACACCUGAGAUACACCUGAUUCCUGGCGAUGGGACGCUCUCCCCCACCUGUGAAACCAGCAUGUGACUGUAAGGGGGGGGGGGCCGUCGAGGGGAGAAUGCCUGGUGUGGAUGAAGACAGGAAGAGAAACGAAGGAAAAGGGUGCAGUGAUAUAGUUAAAGAUAUUUUUGCAUGGCAUGACAAGUCCCUUUUACUUGUGUCAUUGUGUUUCGCUGAAGGUGAGACUGCAGCACUGUUGAAGAUUUCGGCAGACUUUGUGGGAGAAAACGGUGGGCUCAAAGAAGAGGCUCUUGCGAAACCAAGAGAACUUAGCAAAGUAUAUAGACAUUUUAAAUAUCCUAAUGUAAAUAUGGACCUUAUCUUUCUUUUAUAGCAACAGAGAGAAAUGCACAGAGGGAACAUAAAAAGCAUGCAUUUAAAAACUUGUUAUUUUAUGGUGCUUAGUUUGCUGUAAGCGCUCCACUGUAAAUAUUAUGACAACAAAGGCAAUGCCAAUGCACAGGAUGGCUAAAGAAAAGUAUUUCAAAUGCGAAGAGGGAGAUUGCAUUUAGAGACAUCAGAGAGUGUUGCAACGUAGCGACCUAUAAAAAACAUAUCAUUACCCUUUUGUGGAAAUGCAAUGUGUACCAUGACAACACGAUGAUGUUUUGUGUUCUGAAUUCUGUAUGGCAAUUAAUGUUAACAUUCUUGUCUAUGGUUUGCAUAUUACUUGGUUUGGUUUUGGUUUACUGUCCUGAUAAGAACUUGUGAGAACUUAAUGACCGUCACACUUUAUUUGGAUAGAAGGAUUAAACCCCCUUUGUUCCACAACUGAGUAUAUACCUGUAGUUGCCAAAUACAUAACCAGUGAUGAAAAGAACUUCAGAAGCUUCAGCUUAACUUAAUUACUAACUUAAAUGUAUUGCAUUCAGAGGUUAGGACCAGGGCAUUAAAUAUUAUAUAUUUGGUUGAUUAAAACUACAUAGUCUGGUCCACUUGUUUGCUUUCUGUCUGCAUUAUUUACUUGCUGACUUCAGAUAUCUUAAAGUAGUUUUAAUAAUUACACAGCAGAUAAGUAGGCCUAUUCUAGAUCAGUUGUAGAGCUUUCAAGUAGAGCAGAAAAGGUCUAUGAAAAUAUGAUGUGUAUCAAUUAAAUUAGUGUAGGUCUGGUCAUUAUCCUAAAGGUGUUCUUACUGUAGGUCUGUCUUUGACAGAUGCAACCAUAAUAGUCUAAUACAGGAAAUAAGUAUGAUAAUAUGCUGUCAGAUUAACUGUCAGAGGACCAAAACAAUAAUAUUAUCAUGCUUUGUCAUUUUAUUGUCAUCUGUCAGUGCAUCCUCUCUGCUCAGCAACAUUAAGUGUAAUUUGUAGAUUACUUCAAUUUGAUUGUUCUCAUUGGGUUUGUCUGUGACUUCAGCCCCAUAUCCUCCUCUGUCAGAUCCUGUACUAUCCGUCUGUUACAGUACAUACACCUGCAAGUUUAUCCAACCCUGCUCUUUCUUUAAGACAUUUUUGUAUAUAUCUGUAGUGUCUUGAAAUGUACAUUAUUGUGUUUUACAGUGAACAAAACAAGAUUUCAGUCUAACUUGACCCAAAGUUUUUCUUUCUCGCUUUUGUUUUCACAGAAUGAAAAUAUCUGUUUUUUUGUUGCCUUUUAUUCCAAUGUCUUGCUGGAAUAUAUCCAUAUUGCUUUGGCAUGGCAGUUGACUGAGUGAAAAACAACUAGUAGUGGGUUAGAGGAAGCCACAUAAACCAGAACAGAACUCGGACGAGGUGGAUGACUUCUACAUUUCAGUUGGUUCUCAUUGAUUAGAAAAAGUGGGAAGUGCAAUACAUCAUACUGCAAACUAUGCAGGCCAAGAAUUGUGGCACUUUAUUUUCUGUCUGUGAGAUUUGUAAGUGUACAGGCGGAAACUACUUGUAUUUUUAAGAUAAUGUAUCUUUAAUAUAAAAUGAAAUAACAGUGUUGCUGACACCAUAAUCCCGAUGCAAACAGAUAAUUUGAUUUUGCUUUGAAUACUGUGUGGCAGGUGUGUACUUUCAGUCACCCUAAUGCCAGAUGGCAAUGGACCUCAAAUUUGAUUUGGCUUUGGGGAUACAGAUUCAAAUUGACCAUAAGGGCCUUUUAUAAAUUGCGGAAGUCCAACAUAUGUUUAUUUCAAAAAUUAAAACAGGAUUUCAGUGGCCACAGACAAAGUCUUUUGUUUUUUUUGUGAAUUUAUGUUGAGAAUGAUUCUAUUUUUUCUAAACCAAAAUCAAGCACGGCCACAAUUUCCUGCCAUAUGGUGGUGGAAAUUAUGCGUGCCUUUUCAUAACAAGCUGUUUAUGAGAAGGUAGCAAGUCAUUUGGCUUUGUUCAUAUAGCAGUGUACAGAAAAUUCAAAUUUUAUAGGAAAAAUCAGGUCUUUAUGUAAUAGAUGCCAGUAAUAUUGUUGAGUUCUCAGGUUUUCUAUAACUCUGUGAUGUUCUGAUUGGAUAGAUUUAGUUUUUAUUUUACAGGUAAUGUUAAACAAUUCCUAUUUUUUAAAGAUAAUGUUGUCAAAUCCACACUGAUGUCUUGUUUAACAGGGAGCAGCCAUAAUUUCCCCCCUGGAUAUCUUCCACCCCCAUUUUCACUCCCAUCAGACUAGUCCAAUGGAGAGGAACACAUAGAGGAUGUGGGUAUUUCUUAAGUCUUUCAGACAACUAGUUGACUUCGAGCUCAGACUGAAUGCAUUUUACGUUGAUUGAGUGCUUAAAUGGACAGCCAGCUCAACAGAUAGACAGAAAGACACCAUUUGAAGCCAUAUUUUAACUCAAACAGAGAUCUCCCUGGUCAUUGGAUGAAUUGAACUGAUUUGCUCCUAGUGAAGCCAUUUAGCCUGGUCUGUCCACGCUACAACUCCUUAUGGUUCUCAAAUCCUCAUAGCAUGCUUACAGGAACUUUGGUCCAUUGGUAAAUGGUGAGUACACUGGGUUUCGAGGCGGAGAUGUUGGGAUGUUUGUGACUGUGACGGUGGAUGCAAACUUCAAACAGGUCCAUUCAAUCAGGGGUCAGCCAUGGUUUGUCCGUCAUUGUGUUUGUGUGUCCAGACUUCCAGUAUCAUUAAAACAUGUAUUUGUUUACGAGUGAGUUCUCUGUGAAAUAUUCAUGGAAUGUUAAGGUUUUUCUUGUAAAGUGAUCCAUUAUGUGAAAAUCAACGGACACAUUCAUGAAUAGAAAGAUAUGUUAUUAUUUUUUCAUUAGUCUUUUUGAAAAUCCUGUUUAUACUAUCAGUUUACAGUUUUCUUUUUUUCUCAUUUGUAUUUAUCACCCUCUCCAUGUGAGUGGAUAGAAAUCCUUUAUUAUACAGGUAAAGUAAAGAAACUGAGUUGAUUGGAUUGGUUCCUUUGGGAUGAUGUUUGUGCGUGGAUGCUGAAAUUAACUCUGUGAGCUAACAGCAAAAGGACUGUGUUGUUUGUACUGUGUCGCAUUAUUAUUAUCUUUUGUGUUAAACAGUAAACAGCAACAAGGUUGUGUCGUUUAUUUUCUAUGAGGGAAUGGUCUCUGUUUCCUCCAUGCAUAACUACCCAACCCUGCUACUCCAUGAAGCAUUAUGCUACAUUGUUUGUUACCAUGUCUUUGUGUAUUCUGCCUCUUAUUUUUGGAUUUUGUUUGUUUUAAACUCUACUCUUGUUCAGUUUUGAAGGACAGUACCAGUAGACACCUUUUGAGCUGCAGACUGUUUCUGUACAAAGCAGCAUAUUUGUAUGCAUGUAGUAGUCCAACCUGUAUGUGACCACAGAACACUUUGUUAUAGUACAUGUAUGUCAACAUUUCUGUAGAGCAUUGUUCCCCAUUAUGUCUAUUAGCAUAUGCAGGAUA
Messenger RNA from Osmerus eperlanus (European smelt), 7132 nucleotides. It is a transcript of the gene kcnb2b, whose product is annotated as potassium voltage-gated channel subfamily B member 2b. NCBI's taxonomy places the organism in Eukaryota, Metazoa, Chordata, Actinopteri, Osmeriformes, Osmeridae. Gene Ontology annotation, molecular function: delayed rectifier potassium channel activity; protein binding. The record is from RefSeq and is a predicted model, not a curated record. Gene Ontology annotation, biological process: potassium ion transmembrane transport; protein homooligomerization. Gene Ontology annotation, cellular component: membrane; dendrite; voltage-gated potassium channel complex. The coding region runs from base 671 to 3376 and encodes 901 amino acids. The transcript has 3 exons.